AUGACCUCGCUCACCGGUAUCUUUGUGGCUUUGAUCACCCCGUUCACCGAUGAUGGUUCCAAGAUAGAUGAAGGUCGCUUGCAGGCACAUAUCGAGCACCUCAUCAAGGCCGGCGUGCAUGGCCUCGUUCCUGGUGGCAGCACCGGCGAAUUCACAGCCAUGUCCACAGCCGAACGCAAGCAGCUCACCGAACUGUGCGUGAAAUACGCCGCUGGCCGCGUGCCCGUCGUCACCGGCACCGGUAGCACUUCCACUGCUGAGGCCAUUGAGCUCUCUGUACACGCAGCCCAGGCCGGCGCCGCUGCAGUCAUGAUUGUCCCGCCCUUCUACGACCCUGUCAAUCUUGAGCAGCUGCAUGAGAUGCUGUCCGAGGUCCACACUGCUUCCAAGCUGCCCAUUAUGUUCUACAAUAUCCCCUCUGCCUCCGGUCUUACCCUCUCGCCUACUGAGAUUGCGGGUUUAUCCAAGGUCGGCGUGAAGUGGCUCAAAGAUACUUCUGGCAACGCGCCGGCUCUGACAGAGCUGGUUUUCGGCUUGUCUGAUCAGAUCACAACCUUCAAUGGAUGGGAUACGCUGACCUUCUACGGCCUGGUGGCUGGCUGCCCUGGCGGUGUUUGGGGCGCGGCGAACAUCAUCCCCGAGCUGGCGGCUGAGCUGUGGGAUGCCGUCGCGGUGAAGGGGGACUUACAGCGUGGGCGGGAGCUUUGGGCUAAAGCUUGGCCUAUCUGCAAAUUCCUGGAGUCGCAUAAUUAUUCUGCGGCUGUGAAGACCGGUGUCGAGCUUACUGGACAGCCCACCGGUGGUCUACGGAAGCCGUUUUCGCUCUUGAACCCGGAAUUGACGGCGGAGUUGAAGCAAUUGUUGCAAAAUGCCGGUGUCAAGACUAUUUAA
Molecule: messenger RNA, 891 nt
Organism: Penicillium macrosclerotiorum
Lineage: Eukaryota; Fungi; Ascomycota; Eurotiomycetes; Eurotiales; Aspergillaceae
Product: dihydrodipicolinate synthase family protein
Exons: 1
Coding region: 1-891 (296 amino acids)
Biological process (GO): N-acetylneuraminate catabolic process
Cellular component (GO): cytosol
Molecular function (GO): N-acetylneuraminate lyase activity
Source: RefSeq, a predicted model, not a curated record